AUGAUAUUGAAAAGUAUAUUACCAUCUCAUUGCAUUAGAUUAACCCAUUUUUCAUUUAAUAGAUCUUAUAGAACAAAAUCAAUCAUGAAUUCAAUUAAAAAUUUAACUAUUAAUGAAUGGAAACCAGAAGAUUCAAUUUCCAAAAAGAUUAAAGAUUUAUUAAUACCAAUUAGUAAAAAUGGUACUAUUCCAAAGAUGAAUUAUAUGCUUGCAUUCUUACAAAUCAUUAAAUCAUUAAAAUUUCAGAAAAGAACAGGAUGGAUUGACCACGGCAUACCUGUUCUAAAAACUGAAAGUAUUGCUGAUCAUAUGUAUCGUAUGUCAAUUAUAUCAAUGAUGGUACCUCCAAAUAUUGAUUCAAAUAAAUGUGUCAAAAUUGCUGUUAUUCAUGACAUUGCUGAAUGUUUAGUUGGUGAUAUAACUCCAUUUGGUGGAAUUUCAAAAGAUGAAAAACAUAGAAGAGAAUGUGAAACUAUAAAUUAUUUAAGUGAAUUAAUAAAACCGUAUAAUGCUGAAUUUUCCGAGGAGAUGUUGGAAUUAUGGUUAGAUUAUGAAGAAAUUAGAACUAUUGAAGCUAGAUAUGUUAAAGAUAUAGAUAAAUAUGAAAUGAUUCACACUGCAUGGGAAUAUGAAUUAGAAUAUGGUUUGAAAUAUAAUUUAGAUCAAUUUUUUACAGCUAGAGCAGCUAUAAAAACUAAAGAAAUUGGAGAAUUGGCUGAUUCAGUAUUGGAAAAACGAACAAAAUUAAUGAAUGAUUUAAAAGAAAAAGAACAAGAAAAGGCAAAAGAGAAAUUAAAAGAUAGUAAGAUAACUACAUCAACAGAAAGUAAAUCAGUCGAUGUACAACCAACAUUAUAG
Molecule: messenger RNA, 858 nt
Organism: Insectozyma verbasci
Lineage: Eukaryota; Fungi; Ascomycota; Pichiomycetes; Serinales; Debaryomycetaceae
Source: the annotation of a GenBank genome assembly